CGUGUCUGGGUUCACAUCGUGUGGGCAUCAACAACCAUGAUUCCAACGUCCCUUCAGACCUCAGGACCUGUGUCAAAGAGAUCAGUGACCAGUGCCUUCCGUUUCCGUGUUACAAGGAGGGUUCUGAACGCUGCAUCGAUGGCAAGGCCUCCUUCACCUGUCGGUGUAGACCAGGCUGGAAGGGUCCGCGCUGUGAGGAUGACAUCGACGAGUGUUCGGACCCAGAUCACCCAGCCGGAUGCAACCAGAAGUGUUACAACUCCCCCGGUAGCUUCCGCUGUAUGUGUGAUGACGGGUACCGGUUCAGAACCAAUGACAAGAUCCACUGUACAGAUAUCAAUGAGUGUCUGAUGUACCCCAGUAUCUGUGAGAAACCAGCUAAAUGUGUCAACACCCCUGGCAUGUAUGAGUGCCAGUGUCCCCCGGGCUUCAAAUACAACUUCACCUUACGCUCCUGUUUGGAUGUGGAUGAGUGUGAGGUGGGUGUGUGUGGGGGUGAGUGUGUGAACGCGAUGGGCAGCUACUCUUGCCACUGCGACGGCCGUCGGGGCCUGCGGCUAGCCGAGGACCAGAGCUCCUGUGAGGAGGUCCCAGUGUGUGUCCAGCUCUAUGACUACAAGCAUGCUGAGAUGCUGUACCUGGGAGAACAGUUCACUGGAGGGCCUGUCAUAUACCUCCGCUUCAGACUACCAGAGAACACCAAGUUUGCUGCAGAGUUUGACUUCCGUACGUUUGAUCCAGAGGGGGUGAUUCUCUACGCGGAGUCUUCCCAGGACUCGUGGUUCAUGCUGGGGCUGAGGGAAGGACGCAUCGAGGUCCAGUUCAAGAACCAACACUCCCUCAAGGUCACCAGUGGGGGCAAGGCCAUCAACGAUGGUCAGUGGCAUGUGAUCUCAGUAGAUGAACUGGAGUCCAGUAUCAGUGUUAAGAUCAGUAAGGAAGCUGUGAUGAGCAUCAACAGCCCUGAGAGUCUCUUUACGUCCGUUAACGGGAAACUGGAGACCAAGGUGUACAUUGCAGGGCUGCCCAACCGCACCGACAGCGUCAUCAAACCGAUUAACCCUCGUCUGGACGGCUGUAUCCGGGGCUGGAACCUGAUGAACCAAGGGGCGUCUGGGGUGAAAGAGGUUAUCCAGGAGAAGGAAAGCAAACACUGUUUCCUGCACGUAGAGAGAGGGACCUACUUCACUGGAGCAGGACUGGCUCACUUCAACAUAGACUACAGUGAGUCGGGGAGCUGGAGGGUUGAUCUGAAGAUAAGUAUCCGUCCGUCCAGCAGCACAGGAGUUCUCUUCGCUCUGGUCGUCAACGAUACCGUCCCCCUGUCUGUCGCCGUGGUUACGCAAAGACCUGACGAUGCUCACCUGCAGGUGUUCCUGGAUGGGGUGUCCGUGGCGGUGCUACAGUCGUUGAUGUUGUGUUACCCUGACCGUCUGUCUGUAGAGCUGACUGUCACCCCCACUACCCUGGAGAUCAUCGCUAACUCCUCCACAUGGUCCUACAGCCUCCCUGACGGGGCGCUGGAUCGACUCAACGCCACAAUGAUGACACACUCUGUCAGCACAUGCAUAGGAGGACUGCCAGAUACUAUCCCAGCCUCCUCCACCCCAGUGUCAGCCUACUACCACGGCUGUCUGGACGUCAACAUCAACGGUCGGCUGUUAGACUUCGACGAGGCAGUCAGUAAACACAACAGCAUUAAGUCCCACUCCUGCCCCCCUGUCUCGCCCCCCAAGACACACUCUGACGACCCCCACCACUCACCCUACAGGAAGUGACCUCACAGCCAGGUCGACCAAUCACCGCACAUCUCUGUCCUGAGGCCAAAUCUGUGUAUAUGAUCCUAUAACUAAUGAUUGGAGGGAGGGAGGGAGGGAAGAAAGGAAGG
This is a messenger RNA of Coregonus clupeaformis (lake whitefish), 1888 nucleotides long. RefSeq names its product protein S (gene pros1). The record is from RefSeq and is a predicted model, not a curated record. Gene Ontology annotation, molecular function: calcium ion binding. Gene Ontology annotation, cellular component: extracellular region. NCBI's taxonomy places the organism in Eukaryota, Metazoa, Chordata, Actinopteri, Salmoniformes, Salmonidae.